AUGGGAACAAGCAACAGUCGUAAGUUGGAGAAUUUCUAUUCAGCUUGCUGUAAGAAUCAAAUCAGCGAAGUAAAAGAGUAUUUAAAUCAACUAUCAAUAAGCGAAUUAAACCAACAUCACGCCAAUGGCAAUACGGCCUUACACACUGCCUGUCAGAAUGGUUUUCACGAAAUCGUUCAAAUGUUACUCAGAAAGGGCGCUUCUAGUACAGCUCUCAAUGAUGAUCGACAAACACCUGUUGAGCUUGCGAAAACACCUGAAAUAAGAGCACUUUUCAAACAAGCAGCAUGA
Messenger RNA from Adineta ricciae, 291 nucleotides. Lineage: Eukaryota; Metazoa; Rotifera; Eurotatoria; Adinetida; Adinetidae. The record is from the annotation of a GenBank genome assembly.